This is a messenger RNA of Gongylonema pulchrum, 846 nucleotides long. The record is from the annotation of a GenBank genome assembly. Lineage: Eukaryota; Metazoa; Nematoda; Chromadorea; Rhabditida; Gongylonematidae.
AUGUUGAUGAGGUUUGAUUUAAAAGUGUUAACACUCAAUUAUGACUUAAAUUCAAAGAAUUCAUUCCUUCGCUUGUCCUGUUCUAUUGCUGUUAAUUUUGAUAUUUUGAUUCAUUAUCCGGAAAGCGAAUCAUCCGAAUCAUCCCAGGACAAGGAAGAACCCUCCCUCUCGGCACUCGAUGACGACGAACAACCAACUCCGUCACCACCAAACGAUGAAACCAUAACCGAGGAUGACGAGGAAUUCAAUGAAUUCAUUGAGGAGCAUCUUAACUAUUUAAUUCGCUCAAUGGACGAAACCAUAACCGAGGAUGAGGAGGAAUUCAAUGAAUUCAUUGAGGAGCAUCUUAACUAUUUAAUUCGCUCAAUGCUGCGACUAUUGCUGAUAGAUGACGAGCCAGAACCACCGCCAGAAUCACUGCCACGCACCGCGAAUCAACCAUAUGCGAUGUCGAAUGAGAUGCGAAACAGCGCUCUGAGAAACCAGCUUCCUUCCAGGCCUCAGCAAGUUCGUGAGGAAAUCCCGCCUUCGGUGCUCGACGCCUUAGGAAGGCGGGCUUUCUGCAGUCGCCACAUGUUGCUGCCACCAGCGAGAAUGCGAUGGUUCGUGAACACCGCGGUGUACAGGAUUAUCGAUAACGAUGGAUGCGUGCGAAUCACCUAUCUCCGGCCUUCUUGCGGAAGAGAGCUCAGCACUUGCCAACGGAAAAAGGUAUGCGAUCCUGAAAGUACUCCAGUGCGUUUUGUAGAUCCACAAACUGUAGCUGAAUUUCCUGCGCUUAUUUUUAUGUUGGAUCAGAGAGUAGUAUUUAGGAAAUACGACAACUCUGUAGAGCAGCUUGAGUAA